Umbelopsis ramanniana AG is the source of this 1430-nucleotide messenger RNA. RefSeq lists its product as uncharacterized. The record is from RefSeq and is a predicted model, not a curated record. The transcript has 6 exons. The coding region runs from base 41 to 1309 and encodes 422 amino acids. Gene Ontology annotation, biological process: L-aspartate catabolic process; biosynthetic process. Gene Ontology annotation, molecular function: L-aspartate:2-oxoglutarate transaminase activity; pyridoxal phosphate binding. Lineage: Eukaryota; Fungi; Mucoromycota; Umbelopsidomycetes; Umbelopsidales; Umbelopsidaceae. Gene Ontology annotation, cellular component: mitochondrion.
GUUUUCCCUUCCUCUUCCCUCUUCCUUCACUUUACUCAACAUGCUUUCUGUUGCUGCUCGUUCUCGCACAGCCAUCUCUGUAGCAAGCUCUCGCUCUUUCCUUUCUACAUGGUCUGCAGUUCCUCAAGGCCCUCCCGAUGCCAUUCUCGGUGUCACUGAUGCUUUCAAGAAGGAUAAUGAUCCUCGCAAGAUGAACUUGGGUGUUGGUGCCUACCGUGAUGAUAAUGGCAAGCCUUUUGUUUUGAGUUCCGUUCGCAAGGCCGAUAAAAUUAUCCUCGAGAAGGGUCUUGACAAGGAAUAUGCUGGCAUUACUGGUUUGCCCGAUUUCACCAAGGCUGCCGGUGAGCUCGCUUAUGGUGAAGACAGCGCUCCCAUCAAGGAGAAUCGCUUGGCUAUCACCCAAUCCAUCUCUGGAACUGGAGCACUUCGUAUUGGUGCUGCUUUCUUGAGCAAGUGGUAUCCCCAUGCCAAGAAGAUCUUCCUUCCCAAUCCUACCUGGGGUAACCACAUCCCGAUUUUCGGUGACUCUGGUAUGCAGGUCGAGAAGUACCGUUACUUUGACAAGUCUACCAAUGGAUUGGACUUCGGCGGUAUGAUUGAUGAUCUCAAGAAUGCUCCCAAGAACUCAGUUGUUUUGCUCCACGCUUGUGCCCAUAACCCCACUGGUGUUGACCCUACUCAAGAGCAAUGGGAUGAGAUUGCUCAAGUCGUCAAGGAACGUGAGCACUUCUCUUUCUUCGACAUGGCUUACCAAGGUUUCGCCUCUGGUGACUGCACUCGCGACGCUUAUGCCCUUCGCAAGUUCGUUGAUGGCAACCACCCCGUUGUCCUCUCUCAAUCCUUCGCCAAGAACAUGGGUCUCUAUGGUGAACGUGUUGGUGCUUUCUCUGUUGUCUGCGGUGACGCUGAGGAGAAGGCUCGUGUCGACUCUCAAGUCAAGAUUUUGAUUCGCCCCAUGUACUCCAACCCUCCCAUCAACGGUGCUCGUCUCGUCAGCACUGUUUUGAACACUCCUGAAUUGAAGCAGGAAUGGCUCGGUGAAGUCAAGACCAUGGCUGAUCGUAUCAUUGACAUGAGACACAAGUUGAGAAACCACCUUGAAAACGACUUUGGUUCCAAGGUCCACUGGAGCCACAUCACCGACCAAAUCGGUAUGUUCUGUUACACUGGUUUGAAGCCUGAGCAAGUUGACAAGCUCCGUGAUGACUGGCACGUCUACCUUACCCGUGACGGUCGUAUCUCCAUCGCUGGUAUCUCUUCCCACAACGUCAAGUACCUUGCUGAGGCCAUCCACAACGUCACCAAAUAAGUGCAGCAAUUGAUAUAUGAAGAAAAGGAACAUCCCCCACUCUGACCAUACACUCUAAAAAAAUGCUAGUUAGGAUACAGUUUCGAUAUGGAUACAGUUUUGAAUGAUUAAUUGUAUAUUU